Leptopilina heterotoma is the source of this 2624-nucleotide messenger RNA. RefSeq names its product NADH-ubiquinone oxidoreductase 75 kDa subunit, mitochondrial (gene ND-75). Lineage: Eukaryota; Metazoa; Arthropoda; Insecta; Hymenoptera; Figitidae. The transcript has 11 exons. The record is from RefSeq and is a predicted model, not a curated record. Bases 266 to 2455 code for a protein of 729 amino acids. Gene Ontology annotation, cellular component: membrane. Gene Ontology annotation, biological process: ATP synthesis coupled electron transport. Gene Ontology annotation, molecular function: iron-sulfur cluster binding; NADH dehydrogenase (ubiquinone) activity.
AGUGGGAACUAAAGUAAAAAAAUACCUGAUACCUUUUCACAAUUUUAAUCGUAUAUUACAUAUUUAAAUAUAUCUUUUUAAAAAAGAAUUGUCCGAUUAUUUACUCUCACUUGAACGGUUUCAUCACUUAAAUUUUUGCGCAAUAGUCGCAAAAAGUCGCAAUAGUUGCAAAUUUAUUGAAAUUUUUCUUUUUGAACUCGCAGUUAAAAGUUGACUGUUUACUGUUGAGGUUAGUUUAGACAAACUGAGUAGUGUAAUAAAAAAAAUGUUGAGAUUACCUUUGGUCCGGGUGGCCGGACUGUCAAGUGGAAGAUUUGGAAGUGCAAAUUUUCAUACAACUGUCAACAGCUCACAGCAAGCAAAUCAGGAUCUUGUCGAAGUUUUUAUUGACGAUAUUCCCGUUCAAGUUCCACCUGGAACAACUGUUCUUCAAGCAGCUGCAAAGAUUGGAAUCGAAAUACCUCGUUUCUGUUAUCAUGAACGUUUGGCUGUUGCUGGUAAUUGUAGAAUGUGUCUCGUGGAAAUUGAAAAACAAAUGAAGCCAGUUGCAGCGUGCGCAAUGCCGGUAAUGAAAGGCUGGCGUGUCAAAACGAAUUCCGAUCUUACGAAAAAAGCCCGCGAGGGUGUAAUGGAAUUUUUACUCGUCAAUCAUCCGCUGGAUUGUCCAAUUUGCGAUCAGGGUGGUGAAUGUGAUCUGCAGGAUCAGAGUAUGGCUUUUGGCAGUGACAGGAGUCGUUUUGUUGAUAUUAAUUUCAGUGGGAAGCGUGCAGUCGAAGACAAGGACAUUGGUCCUUUAAUUAAAACUGUCAUGACACGUUGUAUACAUUGUACUCGUUGUAUUCGAUUUGCCUCCGAAGUUGCUGGCAUUGAUGAUUUAGGAACCACUGGUCGUGGAAAUGAUAUGCAGGUUGGAACGUACGUCGAAAAAAUGUUUCUUUCCGAAAUGUCUGGCAAUAUAAUUGAUCUCUGUCCUGUUGGAGCCUUGACAAGUAAACCGUAUGCUUUUGUCGCACGGCCAUGGGAAAAUCGGAGGACCGACAGCAUCGAUGUUCACGACGCGGUUGGAAGCAAUAUUGUCGUCACUCAUCGUACGGGAGAAGUUCUUCGUAUCCUUCCCCGUGAAAAUGAGCAAGUGAAUGAAGAAUGGAUAUCAGAUAAAGUUCGCUUUUCCUACGAUGGACUAAAGCGACAGAGACUCCUGACUCCCAUGAUGAAAAUCGACGGAAAACUACAGAACACCGAAUGGGAAGAUGCCCUCGUUGCUGUUUCUAGAGCUUUGCAAGAUUUACCGAAAAAUAAGUGCGCUGCCAUUGCUGGAAAAAUGGCAGACGCCGAAUCUCUAAUGGCGAUGAAAGAUUUGAUUAAUAAACUUGGAAGUGAAUUAUUAGCGACUGAACAAAAUUUCCCGAAAGAAGGUUCAGGUAUCGAUCUACGCAGUAAUUAUAUACUCAAUAAUAAAAUUCGAAAUCUCGAGGAUGCUGAUGUUGUUCUAUUAAUUGGUACUAAUCCAAGGUACGAGGCGCCGUUGAUAAAUACUCGUUUGAGAAAAGGAUACUUGCACGCGGAACAAACAAUUGCACUUAUUGGACCAAAAGUUGACUUGACCUACGAUUAUGAGCAUCUAGGACAGUCUCUAAAAACCAUAAAUGAACUAAAGAACGGUACGCACGCCUUCAGUAAUAUUCUAUUGAACGCAAAAAAACCGAUGAUUGUUUUGGGAGCGAAUCAAUUGGAUCGGGAGGACGGAGCUAAAAUUCUCGCUGAAGUACAAGAAUUGGCGAAGACAGUCGGAGAUAAAGGAUCGAUCUCUGCGGACUGGAAAGUACUCAAUGUACUUCAGACAAAUGCAUCGCAAGUCGGCGCCUUGGAUCUUGGUUAUGGCUCGACUUUGGAGGAAUUAAAGAAAGCAGAACCACGUUGUCUUUUCCUUUUGGGCGCUGACGAUUCUAAUGUGACGAAGGAAAAUUUUGGCAAAUCAUUUAUUGUUUAUAUUGGAAGUCAUGGCGAUAAAGGAGCAGCGAACGCCGAUGUUGUUCUACCUGGCGCUGCUUACACCGAGAAGAAUGCCAGUUUUGUCAAUACCGAAGGUCGUGCACAGGAAACUAAUGCGGCAAUUACACCGCCUGGAAUGGCGCGUCCCGAUUGGAAAAUUAUUCGAGCACUUUCAGAGAUAUCUGGAAAUUGUUUACCAUAUGACACUUUGACGGAAUUACGCUUUAGAAUUGAAGAGGUUGCACCGCAUUUCUCAAGAUAUGGCGACGUUGAGCCGGCGAAUUUCACGAAUUUAUCUUUACAACUCGCAAAGAAAACUGGAGGUUCUUUAUUGCCAGAUCCAGUGGAGGUGAGACAGAAGACAUUAGAUCAGUUUUUCAUGACCGACGCAAUAUCGAGAGCGUCGCCAACAAUGUCAAAAUGUGUACAGGCUGCACUAAAGCAACGUCAAUCUCAAGUAUAAAAAGAAAAACAUUUAUUUGCUUGAUCAAUCAUGUAUAUAGGUGAGUUCUGUUUUAUAAUAGUUGCAAUUUCUUUACAAAGACUUAUAAAUAAUUUAGUAAAGAAAACAAAACAACAGAUCAAGUAGCUCAAGAAAAUUGAUAAAAAUAAAUCUAUGGAAAUUUUUCAAA